This is a messenger RNA of Chelmon rostratus (copperband butterflyfish), 851 nucleotides long. It is a transcript of the gene myf6, whose product is annotated as myogenic factor 6. Lineage: Eukaryota; Metazoa; Chordata; Actinopteri; Chaetodontiformes; Chaetodontidae. Gene Ontology annotation, biological process: regulation of transcription by RNA polymerase II; muscle organ development; positive regulation of myoblast differentiation. The transcript is spliced from 3 exons. Gene Ontology annotation, molecular function: RNA polymerase II cis-regulatory region sequence-specific DNA binding; DNA-binding transcription factor activity, RNA polymerase II-specific; protein dimerization activity. The coding region runs from base 1 to 726 and encodes 241 amino acids. The record is from RefSeq and is a predicted model, not a curated record.
AUGAUGGACCUUUUUGAGACCAACCCUUAUCUUUUCAAUGAUUUGCGCUAUUUGGAAGAAGGGGAUCAUGGACCACUACAGCACCUGGACAUGGCGGGGGUUUCCCCUCUGUACAACGGCAAUGACAGCCCGCUGUCCCCGGGCCAGGAUAACGUUCCGUCCGAGACCGGGGGGGACAGCAGCGGGGAGGAGCACGUCCUCGCGCCUCCGGGUCUCCGUGCGCACUGCGAGGGCCAGUGCCUCAUGUGGGCCUGCAAGAUCUGCAAGAGGAAGUCCGCGCCCUCGGACAGGCGCAAGGCCGCCACGCUCCGGGAGAGGAGGCGGCUCAAGAAGAUCAACGAGGCCUUCGACGCGCUGAAGAGGAAGACCGUGGCCAACCCCAACCAGAGGCUACCCAAGGUGGAGAUUUUACGCAGCGCCAUCAGCUACAUCGAGCGGUUGCAGGACCUCCUGCAGACGCUGGACGAGCAGGAGAAAACGCAAAGCGGAUCAUCCCACCACUUUAGUGCCAAAGAACACAGUGUGGUCAGUGAUGAGUACCACUGGAAAAAGGCCUCAGAGACGUGGUCGACCUCUGCCGAUCAUUCCACUGCAGCAGUGAUGAACCAGAGAGAAGGAACCAGUGAGUCCUCCGCGUCCUCCAGCCUCCUCCGCCUGUCCUCCAUAGUGAACAGCAUCACCAGUGACGCCAAAGUCGACUUCAGCGAGGACGUCUCAGAAAACUGAAACAUGAGCCGCGACCUUGCCAAACAAUUUCAAGAUUCAAACCUUCCAACGUUCAUCUCUAAAUUAUUUCCACUUUAUUCAGCCAUUCUGCCUUCUGUUUGUCUCUGCAGCCUUCGUUUGUACAG